Messenger RNA from Monodelphis domestica (gray short-tailed opossum), 5386 nucleotides. RefSeq names its product neurocalcin delta (gene NCALD). Gene Ontology annotation, molecular function: calcium ion binding; tubulin binding; actin binding. NCBI's taxonomy places the organism in Eukaryota, Metazoa, Chordata, Mammalia, Didelphimorphia, Didelphidae. Gene Ontology annotation, biological process: calcium-mediated signaling. The record is from RefSeq and is a predicted model, not a curated record.
GAAUCAGUCUUGCUUUGAAAGUUUUGAGAACCUUUGGUUCUGUUUUAGAAAAGGACACAUGUUGCGUACUGCGCAGGAAAAAGUUAGAGGAAGCCCAUGAGUUAGGACUUCUAUGCAUUCAGGUUGUCAGAAAGCAGUAGCCUGCGAUGGCUGGGCAUACGAGCGUGAGUGCACACACGCGCGCACACACACACACACACAGUGUGACAGAUGACCUAUUGAAAUAAUUUCAGAGCAGCUCGGUGGUUGCUACGACAACCAAUGCUCUCUUGGCUUUCAUCUGGCCAUGUGACAGCGACUUUGACGUCAGCUGGAGGCAGAGUCUGUGGUUUAGUCCACCGAGCCAAAGGCUUGUGAGAAUCUCUUGGAUGCUGGACUUAUCUCCGCUCGCUGCCUCUGCUGCCACCGCUGCCGCCACUACCGCCGCCGCCGCCGCUACUGCUGCUGCUCCCGCAGCCACCGCUGCUUUCCAGGGGUUGUCGGAACAUGGACUAUUAAACUCCUGCAUUUCUUCCGUGUGAGCUGAACCUCUAAUACCAGGAUGGGGAAACAAAACAGCAAACUACGCCCAGAGGUGAUGCAGGAUUUGCUGGAAAGCACAGACUUUACCGAGCAUGAGAUCCAGGAAUGGUAUAAAGGCUUCUUGAGAGACUGCCCAAGUGGUCAUUUAUCCAUGGAGGAAUUUAAGAAAAUCUAUGGGAACUUUUUUCCUUAUGGGGACGCUUCCAAAUUUGCAGAGCAUGUAUUCCGCACUUUUGAUGCAAAUGGAGAUGGAACAAUAGACUUUAGAGAAUUCAUUAUUGCCUUGAGUGUAACAUCCAGAGGGAAACUGGAGCAGAAGCUGAAAUGGGCCUUUAGCAUGUAUGACCUGGAUGGAAAUGGGUACAUCAGCAAGGCCGAAAUGCUGGAGAUUGUCCAGGCAAUCUAUAAGAUGGUUUCCUCAGUAAUGAAAAUGCCUGAAGAUGAAUCAACACCAGAGAAAAGGACGGAAAAAAUCUUCCGCCAGAUGGAUACCAACCGAGAUGGCAAACUCUCCCUGGAAGAAUUCAUCCGAGGGGCCAAGAGUGACCCCUCAAUAGUGCGCCUCCUGCAAUGUGACCCCAGCAGCGCCGGCCAAUUCUGAAACCCAUUCCCAUUGUCUGGAUGAAUUCUGUAGAGCUGCUUUUUUUCUUUUUUCUCUUUUUUUUGCCAAACAUUGGUGGUGAUGUUGCCUCUGUAUGGCCAGAUAUUUCUUCUUCUGUGACACCUUUUAGCUUCUUUUGUGGAUGUGUUCAUGGGAAUGCCAAGUGCUCUCAUCUGCUUGUCAAGAGCAUGGACAAUACUGUUCUACACAGAUUUUUGUGGUGUUCAUUGUUUCAAGGGUUUUUUAUUGUUACUAUUAUUGUUAUUGUUAUUAUUUUGGUUUAACAUGUCUGUUCUUAAAACUAAGGAUCAUGGAUGCCAGAGUUCAAAAAGUCAUGUAACCCUUGGAGUAUCAUGCCUGGGGACCUGAAGAGAUUUAAAAGAUAUUUUUAAAAAAGAAAAGACCAAAAAAGAAACUUAAAAAAACCCAACAACUUCCCCAUAGCAUCGAUUCCUAAAUAUACCUAAGUGUUCCAAGUACAGAUGCAGCUGGGAAGUAUUCCCCAUUAACAAGUUGUACCCUAGGUUGUAGGGCACAGUCACAAACUAGACUUGAACAAUCAAUCCAAAAUGGCUCACUUCUAGAGGGGGGGGCUGUAGUGUCUAAACUGUGAACAUUACUAAUGGUGAAUAAGGAGAAAGGGGGCCAUAUAACUCAGCUGUUUUUGAAACCACGUUUACAAUAGAUAAUUCAACCUAAUUUCAUUGAGCAAGUAAACAAAAAUCUCCCAUAAUCUAUCUUCCAAAACCAGGCUUGUAUCUAGUCGCUCUUUGUGUUAACAGAAAAGAAUGUUGUAAAUAUACAAUAAUGGCUGAUGAAGACAAAAACAGUAUUCUGAAAUGCUGAAGGGAGAUGCAUGUCUAAUGAGACCUCGGGAAAGGGGGGGUGGGUAGUGUUCUUGCAGUCUUACUACAAAAGACUGUUUUUGUUUUUGUUUUGGUAGCUUAUUGUGAGGUAAGCCAGCUCUAAUGAAUGUCUGACAUGUCGUGUGUUUUAAAGUCAUAUAUUCUGUCUGCACAGAUGCGCCAGUCAAUAGGUGUAUUUUAUGUAUUUAAAAAUGUUCAAAAAAACUAUCAAAAGGGCCCCAGUUCUUCAUUUUAUGUUUCCAGAUAAAUGAUAUGUGAAAAGGGAAGGAGUCUAGACUAAGGAGGAUUGGGUAUUUUGGGCCACUACAGGAUCAUAAUGAAUGGGGGUGAGGCUGGGUGCCCCUAUGACCAUUUGAGGUCGAAUUCAAGACUGAGUGAUUUUUUGAUCUCUUCAAAGAGAAGAAAAUGUUAGGUGCCCAUGCCCUUGGGCUUUCUAGGACCUAAAAUCCAAAUCUGUGACACUUCUGAGAUGUUCAUCUUCCCAAGCCAGAUCCUUGAAAUGCAAUCCCCAAUGUCUCUGGCUAGGGCAAGCAUCCAAUUCUUUUGUUAGGAAUCUGGAAGUACAGCCAAGAUUGGCAAAGAGCCUCAGGGGAGUGAUGGGGUAUAAGCAUAGCAUUAGAAGGCUGAUUUUGAUUCUGGUUACAUGAGAGUGUAUGCCGAGGUAGAGCCAGGUUCUCGACCCUUUUCAUGCAAACUACUAACUACUUUGAAUGUCCAAUUAAGAAUUAGAGUCCCUCCCGAAGGUACUCUGCUAAAUGUCAGUGAACAGCAGGAGAGAGCAUCAUUCUUCACAGUGAUUGGAUGGUCAGUAACUAGAACCCUUAGGGAUGGAGGUCAAGCAUGGCCCACCAAAAAGACAGAUAGAUCACUGGGUUGGUUCUCCAACUUCUCCAAUAGAAAACGUGUCGGACAAGCAGAGACAUUGCAUUUGGAAACAUUUGGGAAAAGUUGUGACUCAACAGCAGGAUGAGCUCAUAGAAACAUGCCCUCCAUCCUGUAUUAUUAACAACUUGAGAGUCCAUUGAAACUAGUAACCGAAAACAAUUCAGAUUUUAUGCUGUUGACUAAAAUGAGUCAAAAGUUUCUUUGCAUGAAAAUCUUUCCUGCAUUGAGAUCAUAAUUCAGUGAAGUGGGUGCCUUCGCUGGAUGACUUUAAAUCCCACCUUGAUUUGUUCUAUACAACAAGCAUGUAUUAUUAAUCACCUACUAUGUGCCAGGCAUUGUGCUAAGAAAGGCAAAAAAUGGUCCCCUGCUCUUAAGGAGCUCACCAUGGUCGAACGGGAGAGAUAACAUUCAAACAACUGUGUACAAACAAUAUAAAGAUAGGAUGAAUUAAAAAUAAUUUCAGAGGAAAGCACUAAGAUUAAAGAGUUCCAAAAAAGACUCCCUCCAAGGUGGGAUCUUAACUGAGAGUCUGGAAACCAGGAGUAAGGAGAUGGAGUGUCCUGCUGGCAGAAAGACUGCCAGGAAGCCAGUGGCAUGAAAUUGUAGCCUGGAAAGGUAGAAAGAGGCCAGAUUAGGAAGAUUUUUAAAUGCCAAACAGAAGACUUUCUAUUUCUAUUCUUGUUCAUUUAAUUAUACAGAUGAAAGGAAAUUAGAUUCAGUUUUUCCCUCUCUUUUCAUCCUAGUCUGGAUAUUAAGAGCUAAUCUCGACUGAGAAAUUUUGUAUUCUCCCAACCACUUUCAGCCUCUUUGGAUAAUGGGUUUUGCAUAGCUCAGGCCUUCCACUGAAAAUCUCUAGAGAUUUCCUUAGUGCUUAUAGCCUGAUGGUGUUUGAGCUUUUAUCAUUGAAGGAAGGAUUUGUUUUGCCUCAGCAGAGGUCUUCCCUGAACUCUAUUUUCAUUCCUCCAAAGAAGUACUUAUGAAUCGAUGAGUGUUUUUGCUUCUUCUACCUUCUAGUUAUGAAUCAAUGAAUGUGUCUGGUGCUUCUAGCCCUCCUUUCAGUCCCUUCCCAGGCUACAGUGUAGGCCUCUAAAUCAGAAGCAGAUAGAGGACUCAUCAUGGAGGGUAGGGAUAUACUUGAGUACAGCGCCCACUCUCCAGCAGAUUCCAGAGCCCUGCCACCCCACUAGGUACCUCCUUCCUUGCUUCUACCCCUCCCCUACACGGACAGAAGACAGGGAGAUGAUAUUCCUCCUACACUCUUUCCCCUUUCAAAAUCCAGCUAAAGAAAGUGACCAAACAUUUAGUAAAUUAAUUAAAAAAAUGUACUGAACAUUUGUAUAGAGAGGCAUCCUUGCAUGGAUUACAGAGCUCACUUUAGAGUCAGGAGGACCUGGGUUCAGGUUCCUGUCACAUACUAGCUGAGUACCCUGGUCAAUCCAUUUAACUUUUUGGUGUUCUAGGCUACUCCCACCAGACUUAAGUUUCAGAGAAGGUACCAGUCUGCAUUGGUAAAGGAUGAUUCUUCCCUGAGAGUUCUCUGUGGUCUCUAUUUACAUCCUGGCUUCUGCAGAGCACUAUGUAGAAGAGGCUACAAAAGAAACAGCCUCUUCCUUCAAUGUAGCUUUCAACUCUAGCCACAAUGAUGCCAAUGAGAACUGUGAUGACAUUGAGGGAGCAGGGUUGGCCCAAUGGCCCUGAAAUACAGCAGGCACCAAGGGCAGCUGACCCUGUCACACUUAUCUUAUUGUAUACUGACCCGAGACCCUUAGAAAAGGGGUGAUAUUUGUUAAAUGCUACUGGCAAAGCCCAUCACUCACUUGCCCUUGCUGUAAGACCUGUCUCUGUAGAGGGAUAUAGUUAUGAUAAUUAAGCUCUUGCUAGGAUACAAAUGCCAUCUGUCCUAGCUUCCAGGAUGGAGGCCCCUUGCCGGCCUUGCCCUGGUUUAAGAAUUAUAGGACCCAGAACUGAAUUUCUCCUGUUCGUUGUUCUUGGGGAAGGCAUGAUUAAAUCAGUUCAUUAAUGGAGGACUUUAAAAGAGAUGAUCGGAAAGGUCUGUGUCAUGCUUCCUUGGCUCCAGAAUCUUACCAGAUUAUAACCUUUUUUCCAAUGAAGCCCAGAGCCAGAGGGCAGAGCAUGAUAUCCCCAACUAUACAGGACAGAAAUAAAUAAUAUAACUGGACAUGUGGUGAUGUGUAUAUACUCAACCGAACGCAUUGCAAUCAUCCUCUCUCUUGCUUGUCACUGAUUAUUUCUUAUUCCUAUGUCCUUCUCCUUCUCCAUCUCAAAAACUACCAUCCAGUCUCCAUAUGUAAUUUAAUCCAUUUCCAUGGGACAGAGUUGGUUAAAGGGACAUCAACAACCCAGCCUAACCUUUUUGUACCACUCUUCUGCUAAGUAUCGUUACCAUGUCCUGGGAUCUCUGGAAAAGGAGAAUGUCCAAAUACAAAAUAAAGAUCAUGUGUAAUGUUUGAGGGACUGGAAUAAAAUGGCUUACAACUUGAAGAACUCCAAA